Messenger RNA from Arvicola amphibius (Eurasian water vole), 706 nucleotides. RefSeq names its product POP5 homolog, ribonuclease P/MRP subunit (gene Pop5). Bases 16 to 525 code for a protein of 169 amino acids. NCBI's taxonomy places the organism in Eukaryota, Metazoa, Chordata, Mammalia, Rodentia, Cricetidae. Gene Ontology annotation, biological process: tRNA 5'-leader removal. Gene Ontology annotation, molecular function: ribonuclease P RNA binding. The record is from RefSeq and is a predicted model, not a curated record. Gene Ontology annotation, cellular component: ribonuclease P complex. The transcript is spliced from 4 exons.
UCCGGCGCGGACGCCAUGGUGCGGUUCAAGCACAGGUACCUUCUGUGCGAGCUGGUGUCAGAGGACGCGCGCUGCCGCCUGAGCCUGGACGACCGCGUGCUCGGCGGCCUCGUCCGCGACACGAUCGCCCGGGUGCACGGGACCUUCGGCGCCGCCGCCUGCUCGGUGGGCUUUGCAGUUCGCUACCUCAAUGCCUACACUGGAGUAGUGCUACUUCGAUGCCGAAAGGAGUUCUACCAGCUUUUGUGGUCAGCUCUCCCUUUCAUCACGCAUUUGGAGAGCAAAGGACGCCGGUACUCGUGUUUUCUCAACACACUGCACGUGGGAGGUACCAUUAGAACCUGUCAGAAAUUCCUGAUUCAGUACAACCGGAGACAGCUGUUGAUACUGCUGCAGAAUUGCACUGAUGAAGGGGAGCGGGAAGCCAUUAAGAAGUCUGUCUCGAGAAGCUGUCUACUGGAGCAAGAACCGGCUGAAGAGCUCUCAGACAUUGCUGGUGAGGACACUGCGGAAGCAAUGGAAUGACCCUGUUUCCAGGCCCACUUGUGGGACCAGCACCCCAUAGUUCUCCAAACUACGAGCCAGAGCACAGGUGACCAGUCGUCGCUGCCUUUACCAUCCAUGGUCCUAGAGGCUCUGUACAGACGUUUCCUGUGUAACCACUGAGCUGAGUGGGUGGAAUAAAUAUUCUUGGCUUCCAAAGCAA